GGGGUUGGUGCCGGUCUGCGGCGGCGGGGGCCGCGGCCCGGCUGAGCUCGGCGUGGGCAGCAGCGGCUGCGGCAGGCCAGCGGGGGGCGGUGCGAAGGCUCCGGCCUGCGGAGCUGGGCCCUUCAGACAUUCUCCGUAGCCCUCAUUACGAAAGCCUGUCCCACAGGCGGUGGAGGCUCAAGGUGAUACCUAUUCAUGAUUCCUCACCUCUGCACAGUGCUUUACAGUUUAUCAUGUUUCUUCAUCCACGGAGUACCUGAUUUUCAUAACAACCCUGUGAGAGGAAUUGCAGCUGCAGCUGGCCCUAGCCAUGAGCCGUGAGGAGGCAGAGAAGAGGAUCUCUGGGAAAGUUUAGAAAAUGCUAGUGGUAAACCUAUAGCAGCUGUGAUGAAUACCUGGAGCAAACAAAUGGGAUUUCCCCUCAUUUAUGUGGAAGCUGAACAGGUAGAAGAUGACAGAUUAUUGAGGUUGUCCCAAAAGAAGUUCUGUGCCGGCGGAUCAUAUGUUGUUAAGUAAAUGGCUGUGAAGAUUGUCCCCAGUGGAUGGUCCCUAUCACAAUCUCUACUAGUGAAGACCCCAACCAGGCCAAACUAAAAAUUCUAAUGGACAGGCCAGAGAUGAAUGUGCUUUUGAAAAAUGUCAAACCAGACCAAUGGGUGAAGUUAAACUUAGGAACAGUUGGGUUUUAUCGGACCCAGUACAGCUCUGCCAUGCUGGAAAGUUUAUUACCAGGCAUUCGUGACCUUUCUCUGCCCUCUGUGGAUCGACUUGGAUUACAGAAUGACCUCUUCUCCUUGGCUCGAGCUGGAAUCAUUAGCACUGUAGAGGUUCUAAAAGUCAUGGAGGCUUUUGUGAAUGAGCCCGAGUAUACUGUAUGGAGCGACCUGAGCUGUAACCUGGGGAUUCUCUCAACUCUCUUGUCCCACACAGACUUCUAUGAGGAAAUCCAGGAGUUUGUGAAAGAUGUCUUUUCACCUAUAGGGGAGAGACUGGGCUGGGAUCCCAAACCUGGAGAAGGUCAUCUCGAUGCACUCCUGAGGGGCUUGGUUCUAGGAAAACUAGGAAAAGCAGGACAUAAGGCAACGUUAGAAGAAGCCCGUCGUCGGUUUAAGGACCACGUGGAAGGAAAACAGAUUCUCUCCGCUGAUCUGAGGAGUCCUGUCUAUCUGACUGUUUUGAAGCAUGGUGAUGGCACUACUUUAGACAUUAUGUUAAAACUUCAUAAACAAGCAGAUAUGCAAGAAGAGAAAAACCGAAUCGAAAGAGUCCUUGGCGCUACUCUCUUGCCUGACCUGAUUCAAAAAGUCCUCACGUUUGCACUUUCAGCAAAGGUACGUCCACAGGACACCGUAUCGGUAAUUGGUGGAGUAGCUGGAGGCAGCAAGCAUGGAAGGAAAGCUGCUUGGAAAUUCAUAAAGGACAACUGGGAAGAACUUUAUAACCGAUACCAGGGAGGAUUCUUAAUAUCCAGACUAAUAAAGCUAUCAGUUGAGGGAUUUGCAGUUGAUAAAAUGGCUGGAGAGGUUAAGCUCCGAGUGCAGUUCUCCACAGACUCGAGGGUACAGAAGACGUUUGAGAUCCUCUUGGACGAAAACAGUGAGGCUGAUAAGCGGGAAAAGGCUGCCAACAAUCUCAUUGUCCUAGGCCGUGAGGAAGCAGGGGCUGAGAAGAUCUUCCAGAACAAUGGAGUAGCCUUGCUACUGCAGCUUCUGGACACUAAGAAGCCUGAGCUGGUGCUGGCUGCAGUGCGGACCCUGUCGGGCAUGUGCAGUGGCCACCGAGCCAGGGCCACAGUAAUUCUACAUGCAAUGCGGAUAGACCGAAUCUGUAGCCUCAUGGCCGUGGAGAAUGAGGAGAUGUCUCUGGCUGUCUGCAACCUGCUCCAAGCCGUCAUUGACUCCCUGUCUGGGGAGGACAAGCGGGAGCAUCGAGGGAAGGAGGAGGCCCUGGUUCUAGGGUGUCUCCCAGAGCCUCAGCUGGUGUGGCCAGGCCCCAGGAGUAGGAUGGGGCUCCCCCUACGAGGGCCGGUGGCAGCCAGAACUGAUACAUCCCACCUGGUCUGGGGCCAGGACGCCAGGGCAGGAGUGUCUGGAGCCAUGGCUGGUGCCUCGGUGAAAGUGGCAGUGAGAGAUCGGCCCUUGAACGCCCGCGAGACCAGCCAGGAUGCCAAGUGUGUGGUCAGCAUGCAGGGCAACACCACCUCCAUCAUCAACCCUGAACAGAGCAAGGAUUCCCCCAAAAGCUUCACCCUUGACUACUCCUACUGGUCACACACUUCGGCAGAGGACCCCCAGUUUGCAUCUGAGCAGCAAGUGUGUCGGGACAUUGGAGAAGAGAUGCUGCUCCACGCCUCUGAAGGCUACGACGUGUGCGACUUUACCUACGGGCAGACCGGGGCUGGGAAAUCCUAUACCAAGAUGGGGCGGCAGGAGCCAGGGCAGCAGGGCAUCGUGCCCCAGCUCUGUGAGGACCUCUUCCCUCGCGUUAGUGAGAACCAGAGUGCUCAGCUAUCCUACUCUGUGGAGGUGAGCUAUAUGCAGAUCUGUUGUGAGCGGGUACGAGACCUCUUGAACCUCAAGAGUCGGGGUUCUCCGCGGGUCCAGGAGCACCCCAUCCUGGGCCCCUACGUGCAGGACGUGUCCAGAUUGGCUGUGACCUCCUACGCAGACAUUGCUGACCUCAUGGACUGUGGAAAUAAAGCACGGACUGUGGCUGCCACCAACAUGAAUGAGGCCAGCAGCCGUUCCCAUGCCGUCUUUACCACCGUCUUCACACAGCACUGCCAUGACCAGCCCAUGGGGCUAGACUCGGAGAAGGUCAGUCAGAUCAGUUUGGUGGACCUUGCUGGGAGUGAGCGAGCCGACUCCUCGGGCCGGGGCAUGUGCCUGAAGGAGGGAGCCAACAUCAAUAAGUCCCUGACUACACUAGGGAAGGUGAUCUCGGCCCUUGCAGAUAUGCAAUCAAAGAAGCGGAAGUCGGAUUUUAUCCCCUACAGGGACUCUGUGCUCACCUGGCUGCUCAAGGAAAAUUUGGGUGGGUGGGAACUCACAGCAAUGAUGGCAGCCCUGAGCCCUGCUGACAUCGAUUACGAGGAGACUCUCAGCACCCUCAGGUAUGCUGACUGCACCAAGCAGAUCCGCUGCAAUGCCAUCAUCAACGAGGACCCUAAUGCCCGGCUGAUUAGAGAGCUGCAGGAGGAAGUAGCCCGGCUGUGGGAACUGCUGAUGGCUCAGGGACGGUCAGCCUCUGCUCUGGAAGGCCUGAAGACAGAAGAAGGGAGCGUCAGAGGCGCCCUGCCAGCUGUGUCAUCUCCCCUGGCUCCAGUUUCACCCUCAUCACCCACCACACAUCAUGGGGAGCUGGAGCCAUCAUUCUCCCCCAACACGGAGCCCCAGAUUGGGCCUGAGGAAGCCAUGGAGAGGCUGCAGGAGACGGAGAAGAUUAUAGCUGAGCUGAAAGAGACGUGGGAGGAGAAGCUACGCAAGACAGAAGCCCUGAGGAUGGAGAGAGAAGCAUUGCUGGCUGAGAUGGGGGUGGCCGUCCGGGAGGAUGGGGGAACUGUGGACGUCUUCUCUCCAAAGAAGACUCCCCACCUGGUGAACCUGAACGAAGACCCUCUGAUGUCUGAGUGUCUGCUCUACCACAUCAAAGAUGGCGUCACCAGGGAGCAUGUACCCAGCGGCCUGGGGGGGGCAGCCUCUGCUUUUGGGGUGUGGCUGCCAAGGGUUGGCCACAUUGGCGUCUCCCUUCCCUGGUGGUCCCUGGAGAUACCUCAGAUCUCUAAACAGCUGCCUCCACAGCCCUGCAUGCUCUUCUAGCUUCAAGAGAAGUUGACCCCACACUGUGUCCUACCUUUGUGCCUUUCCUCUUCCUGGAAGA
This is a messenger RNA of Symphalangus syndactylus (siamang), 3879 nucleotides long. RefSeq lists its product as uncharacterized. The record is from RefSeq and is a predicted model, not a curated record. Gene Ontology annotation, biological process: microtubule-based movement. Lineage: Eukaryota; Metazoa; Chordata; Mammalia; Primates; Hylobatidae. Gene Ontology annotation, molecular function: microtubule motor activity; microtubule binding; ATP binding.